CAUUCCGAUGCGGGGAAAUGGGUGGUGAACUUCUCUCUCGUUUCCGCUAAAUGCAGUUCUCGUUGUGUAUCGAUGCUAGUAAAACACAGCAGCAGCCGUCAUUGUCAAUGUGAUAAGCGAACGCGACAGAAGCGAAAGUACUAAUCACUUAAAUGCAGUUUCCGAUCAUGUUCUGCUAAAACAUUUUGCAUGUCGUGCGUGCGUGGUGCGUGUGCUGCAAAUUCCUGCAGGAGGACGACUCGACCGGAUAUCGCUUAUUUCUUAGAAACGUGUGGAAAGGCUGACCGUGCCGUGUGUGUUUGUGUAACUUACCAAAGCUAAAUUAUACAGCAGUGGGAUACAAAUUUCCGAAAACGCAAGCUAAUCUCGAUGGAAAAUUGAUGAAAACCUCAAGUGGUGGAAAAAUUAUAGCUUUGGAAACCGGACCAGUUUCACACACGGUGAUGGGGGUGUGCCCCCUGACGGGAGAUGCAACCGCCCCAACGUUACAUACCGUCAGUUUCUGAUUUAUACGGUACGGACGAAAUCGAAUUCCUCCUGGAAGAAAUACGGGAUCUCGAACCAGCCUGCUGUCAGCUAGAGGACAUUCAAGAUUUUGAGAUAGCUGGCAGCAGAGCAGGUGAGCUUUCAAUCUCGCUCGAGUCACCGCUCGGCACCUGUACAUCCUGGGACUCGCACGCACAUUACCGUCAAAGAAUAGGGAAUACACCGCUACCGUGGGGCGUUGCGCUGCACUGCGACGCCUCACAUCUAACUAGCCCCACUGGGAUCGUAAGGAUUCUACUAGUGAUAUCCUCUGCAGCAUGUCUCGCUUGUGAAUGCUCGGCUGGUACCGUACAAGUGGGCCUCUUUUUACUGCCAUUGAUUGGACGUUUAAGGUUAAUGGUUUUUUGUGCUCUCUUUUCACUGUUAAUAACUUGUUUGAUGCUGUUUUUGGAUAUAUCACACAUAGCAUUAAUGUUUCCCUUUAAUUGGGGAAAAUUGAAUGCUUGGAUGUACCUGACAAUCGGUUUACUAUUUCUUGUUGGCUCGUCACUGCUACUCCACAUGGUGUUUUUCGCGGAGGAAUUCAUGUGGGUGCCAAAGCAUACGAAGGACACAUUGUUCAUAUCAGCGAUAAUCGGUUAUGUGUGUUCAAUUGAAGCUGUGAUCCUGGCGGCUCUAACACGAUGUCCCUCCCAGUAUCGUCACGUAAUCGACGAUUAUAGUGACAUGUGCUUGGAAGAGCGCGAGCUCAGUCCGAUCUGUAGUCACGAGCUUACAAACAAUGUGAACAACGUCACUACCGACAACAAUAAUGGAAAUGCAGUUAAUGCAGGCGAGUUAUCGAAUCAUCGGAAUUAUAACAAAGCCGAAACGGGUGAUAACGUGACACCAAUGUGUAACCAAAAAGCUUACAUACCAGUUGAACGUCCCGACCAAUCAUAUAAUCAACGUCCUACGCUAGGUAAUAUGCAGAAAUCGAACAACCGUAACCGCCAAGGUUACCACUACCAACCAAUUGCCUCAACCUCUCGGCAAAGUCCCACCUUCGUCCUGGACGACGAAGCAAUUCCGGGACCAUCGAACCGAUCGCUCGACUACUCCAGCGCGUGAUGAUGGAGGGGAUACCGGCUCUUCUGUUUUCUUUUUCCUUACGCAAGUAACAACAAAGUUUCACUGAAACUACCCUAGAUCUUAUAGGCUGUUUAUGUUUGGGUUUGUUAUUGGCAUCGAAUCGUUAAUAAGUAAGUACAAACUAAAGAUUUACCAGAAUCCCACGGGUUCCGAAGAAUGAAAUCUUUCGUAGUAGACACAUUUGAGUCCUAGUCUAGAUGACGUUUCAGCUGACUGAUUUUUAUUUGGCACUUUAGGUAUUCUGAAUUGGUUUGUUGGUUUUUUAGUUCAUGUUAAUAUUAUCACACGGGGUCAAAACCAACUCACUUGAGAGUAGUUUGUACUGAUAGUUACGAAUAUUGUACACAUAGCUAUUUUGUACAUAGAAACGAAUAUUUUCCGUUAGAAUACUAGCAUUUCCGAACAAUGGCGACAUAAUUCGCUGGCGUGGUGUUUUGGAGACGAAAAGAAGAGAAAAACAAUAAAACGUAUAAAUUAAAUUAAUUUAGUAACUAACAGAUUUCGUAAAGUAACGAUAAAGUGAAAGAGUAAUUGAAGUAAGUGAAAACGAAACGGUUUUUUGGAAAUCCAGUUGUUUCAAGCAAAAUUUCGACGCGACGAACAUGAACAAUGUAUAAGUUCGAGUAAGAUGUUUAUAGGAACUACAUAUGAAAUCUAGUCACAGGUUUUUAACAGAUGAAAGCUGUAGAUAUUAUAAAGUUCACGACUCAUUGCUAAUGGAAAAUCAUGAACCACGCAAAUAAUACAAUAAAAGCAAGGAUAGGCAUAAACGUUGCAUAGUCGGGAAAAUGUCACAUACUGACGAUUAGGAAGAAUACAAACCAACUGUGUGGGAAUUUGUAUACCUGCCUCUACCUUUUUUCAAUCAAACUUAGCAUAAACAUAUUCUAAGAAUGAUUCACACGGACACCUGUUUUGACACACCGCUAGUGUGCUGUCGAUGUUGAUGAUCAUUGUGAAUUAGACUUGUUUUCUACUCAUCUCAACGCUGAAACAUUUUUCUAAAUAGUUACCUGGUAUCAGUUCUUACAUUUAAGUCGCAACAUCUAGCACAGUGGGUCAAAAAGCUACAUUUAAACCUAUACUCAAAGAUUUCUCGCGCAUGCAGAUGGAAGUUCUUUUUUUUGCUAAGAGUUUGAUUUAAUUUAAUAAAACAGUUCCUGUCGCAUAGUUGACUGCCCAUAAGAGCUGCAGUUGUAAGCAUUUUUUUCAUUAGAAUAUAGAAAGUUAAAAGAUUGUUCGAAGGCAAUAUAUUUCUACACAUAGGUGCCCGAUAGAGCAACGUGUAGGUUAUAGUAGAAAAAAGAGAAGCUUGAAAACUUUACCCAGUUCAUAAAAAACAUGCGCCUCAUCCGUCCUAGUAUAACUAUUUUAUAGAACAUUUUUCAAAUUUAGUUUAUAUUUCCAUCUAUACAUCUAAAACUCUCGGUUGAAACGAUAGUGAAAUAUGCCUAACAGGGUCAGUUUUGGAGUAUCUUAUCUGCCGUCCAUAUUGAAGACAAAAUAUCCUUACAUAUACACAAACACUCUUACAUACGCAACCGAUAUGUGGAUUCAUUACAAGGAGUGUUGUGAGCAUCUAUGUUUCUCUGGAAUCCUAUAUUGCUUUGAUUUCGGAAGCAGGGCGGGUUGAAAAUUUUCGUUCAUUGCUCGGUUAUUCUGAGGGAAACCUUUUGAUUCGAAAUGCAAUGAGAUAUGUUUUAAGACAAUAAGUAGAUUGAAAUAAAUCCAGCAGUAAAAAUUGCUCUGCUUUACGAACCCACUGUGCAAUGCAAACUCAAUACUAUAUUCUGAUGCCUAUACUCUACUACUUGUAUCGUUUAACAUAAGUUUUCCAACUAAACGUAAAAUCCAGAUGGUAUUAAGACGAUCCCGAACGAGUGUUUCUACCGACCCAUACAAACGAGUAUUACUUUUACAACUUAAAUUAUUGUUACUCUUAAUGAUCUCUGCAUAACAUCCAGGGCUGAGCUAUGCAGUCGUAGGCAAAAAUCAUCAACUAUCAGUAUGGUCGUCGUAUGCUUUCUAAUGUUGAAUACCACAAAGUUUCUGGGCAUACCUUUGGCGUAGGAACGGCAAUCCGUUUCAUUUGUGAUUUAUGUUGCAUUGAUUUUUUUCUUAAAUUUCCAUCAUUCAACUUUCACAGAUACCAAAACUAAAUAAAUGUUUUCAGUUGACUAGGCAGAUCGUACUGUAAACCAAGUAAUAUCACAGACAAACAGACGUACCACUGUAUACAAAAUUCUAAGAAAAUUGUGGUUCCGACUAACUUGUGCGACAUCUACUGGACAUAUUCCUGGACAUUCCGCAAAAGAUACACUUUCAGCUUUUCUGCUGUGUAUCUGAGCACGGUGCUCGAAUACUGUCAACUAAGUUCAAAGGAAAAGGCACAUUAGCGCCAUCACCGCUGCGGCGGGAAUAUUCCGCAUAACUGAAACUCAUUUGAAUUGACCGUUAUUUUGAUCCACGCAAAUAAAUCUCGUGGUACGUCUGUUUGUCUGUGGUAAUAUUAUGGUUACUAUAUUACCAAAUUACUAGUUUGGCGGACUGAAAACCCACGAAACUGGCAACCGAUAUUAUCGAAUCAUUGGGCAGCACAUUGGCAUUCUUGAAACUAACGAGUUCUAUUUUCGAACAGAUUUUAUUUUGUAAUGUAAACAAGCUAGAACUAUACUCUGCAGUACUACAUACAAAACAAUUCUCACGUCUUUUCAACAGGAAAAAUCACGUAAACUGCCGUAUAGUGAUUCACAUGCCUCUCUUUCAUUUCGCCCACAGAGAUUCUAAAAACCUUCGAGUUGGUGCGAAAAAUGUUAUUAAACAGAAAAUCUUGCAAAAGUGUUUUAGAAAACAUUCAAUCAUUAUUGGCAACUGACGGGCAGACCUGAAAAAAUUAGCAUGCAAGUUCAGAAUUCAUCAAUUUUGAAGAUUUUUGUAAGUUUAAUUUGAACAAUUCAAAUUUGAGCUCAAGUGUGAAAACCCCUAAAAUGAAAUAGUUACCGCCGGGGAUAACAACUAACGAGAGUUUUUGUAAGUUUUCGUCAUUGUUGAACUACAGACAGAUGGUUUCCCCAUACGAGAGCUGUCACAAACGCACAACGGAAUAAUCAAAGUUCAAGUAUGGCCAACCCAAAUUUACAGCGACUCUCGAAAGAAGAGGAAAGCAACGACAGACAUCUGUAUAGUUAGACGACUUUGGCAUGCUAUUUUACGAAAUACGCAAAGCUAUUGUUUUUAUCUAACAUCGAGAAACAGAUAUUAGAUUAGUGUUCAUAUUAUUCCCAAAGCGCAGAACACUUUUUCCUUGACGCUACACGCCACAUAGUAAAUUAAAGGCUUUAACACGGAAGUGAAACAUGGUUAGACUAUCUAGAAGUUGAUCAAAGCAUUCUGAUACGUAGAGUGUCCCACAACUGACAAGAAGAAAAAGUCGACUUACUUUCACAAAAUCACAAACAAUACGGAUGUAAAUAUAGUUUUAGAUAGUUUUGAAGAAGGUUGUAGAAAGAUUUAUAUAACUACAAAGAAGAAGAAUAACAUACCAAUAAAUAGAAAGAACUACUGCCAAAGAAUUAUCCUGAAACGAUAGUCGUCUUUAGUGAUAGCAAUGAAAAUUAAAAGCAAGAAACACGUACGAACCUUGUUUAUUUGAUGCAACUUUUAACUUACUUAGAGUAAAUUUUGAACCUCGAAAUAAAUAUUAAUUUAGUUAAUGUCAUUGGAUGAGAAGAACCUGAAAUAUGUAAAAAUGAAACUCGCUUCUCUGCACAAGCACAAAAGCAUUUCUCAACUUUUGUAUUAUCUUUGCAUGAAAAAAAUAAAAAAAAAACAAACCGCAAACAUCAAUUCUCUUUUCCUUUCAAUUUUAUAAAUGUAUAAUCAAAACUACAAUCUAAAAAAAAGCGAAUAUUCCAUUUACAUACCAUAAUUUUACAGGGUACAGAAACAAAAUUCCGUUUCAAAUGUGAUUUGAACAUUUAUACUGUAAGCGAACAAAAACAAAAUCAUUAGAAAUCGAUCAUAGUCCCGUUUGUUCAAAAAUACUCACUCAUUCAGUGUAAAAAGGUGACUGGUUAUUUGAACUAUUUGAAAACAGAAAGGCAAUUCAAUAUUCAAACAUAUUACGGUUUUGACACAGCAAACGGUGUAGAUAGAAUUGUUAUAUAUUAAAUCAUGGCAACAUCGUACUAAUAAAACAUAAAAAAUAGGACAAAUCGACAUUCACAAAAACCUGCCAGAUAAAAAAGAGAAAGGAAAGAAAAAUCAUCCUCACACUUCUAACGAAAGAAGGUGUUUGCAAAUUCCUCAGUACCAAAGAACGGUGACAAUAGUAUAUUUUUGUUAACAGAAAUUGUUUGUCUAGAAAGUAAAAGCAUUCAGAAGCUCUCGUUUAGAAUUUUUGUGUCUAAAAUAAUACUUUUCCUCAACGUCAAAUUUCUCAUCCUCUUCAAAGUAGAGCAAAAUGACGUUAUCUCCUGGCCCGCAGAAAUCGAGUUUUUCUUUCUUAUCACUAGGUAAAACUUUUAAUUAUAAUACUAAUGUAGACUUUCUAGGCAAUAUUAAAUUUCUUUGAUUUUCAAUUCCUUUUUCUUCACUUAAGGAUUGCAUAAUGCACCUGGAUGCUUCAGAAUUGAUCGCAUCAAUAAUUAGACUAUGGUAUGAACCUUUUGCACAAAACACACACACGUACAGCUCGGAAACGUCUUUUAGUAAUGCUGUCAAAUUGUUGAAACCUGAAAUCGCGGACGAAGAAAAAAAAAAUAUUAUAAAAGACCUUUCGCUUGAAAAAAGGACAAACGGACGCUGAACAGAGGUAUUAAAUCAACCCAAAAAAAGUAUAGCAAAAUAUUUUAACUUGAAAUGGCAAGCAAGCGAAUCCAGAAUCAUUGUAUGAUUAGACAAUUCAACAUUCCCAAAAUAAAUGUUGUUUUUUAUUA
Messenger RNA from Wyeomyia smithii (pitcher-plant mosquito), 6554 nucleotides. RefSeq lists its product as uncharacterized. Bases 469 to 1596 code for a protein of 375 amino acids. Lineage: Eukaryota; Metazoa; Arthropoda; Insecta; Diptera; Culicidae. The transcript is spliced from 8 exons. The record is from RefSeq and is a predicted model, not a curated record.